GGAGAACCAAUACUGACCAUGGCGCUGGGUCCGUUCGUGCUGCCCUUUAGAGGCGACCAAUACAGUUUUGGUAUCAACUUUAAAUCAAGUCCAGAAGAGAAGCUGAACUUUGACCUGUCGUGCGUUGCGUUUGACGUGAAGGGCCAGCUUCAUGACACGCUCCAUGCCCGCAAGCCGACUGCCCUGGACGGCGCGCUGGUGAAGGGCUUUGAGAAGCAGGCGCUGCCGGAGGAGACAGUUCAGGUGGAGGGGGAUGAUGUCAUCUACAUGUUUCCAAAGAAGUUUGAGCGUCAGGUGGAGGUCCUGCUGUUCGUGGCGAGCGCUCCCAGCAUCCCGGGCAAGAAGCACGACCUGGAUAGCAGCAGCAAGCUGGAGUUUGCAGUAUCGUAUUCAGAUGUGGGCGGGCAGGCCUUCAACCAGUCGUUCGACCUGAAGCCGCUGGCGGCGCAGGGCGGCGUGUCGUCCAUCAUCGUCGCGGUCAUGUACCUGCAGGCGGAGGGCGGAUGGACACUUCGCAGCGUGGGCGACUGCCACCCCUUUGACUCACCCGGGCUGAUUGUGCCAGAGCUGAAGCAGACCAUCCUCAACCUGCGCGACCACCACGGGGUACAGCUGGAUGCGGCAGAUGCCAUUCAAGCCAUCGACCCGGCGGAGCGGGUGCCCGUCACGCGGCAAUUUCAGGACCAGUCACUGGACGAGGCGUCUGCGGGCCGCGCGGCGGAGCCGGCGCCCGUCAAGAAGCUGCGCAUCGACCUGAGCUGGACCUUCUGGCCGCCGCCGCCCCCCACGGAGGAGGGCGAGGAGCCGCCCGAAGAGCCGGCGCUGGAGUACAACCUGGUCAUGUACAACAAGGACGGUGAGGAGGUGCAAAGCAUCAGCACCGGUAACCGCGAAGCCACCGGCGCGCGCGCUGGUCGGCCAGAGCCGGAGGAGGACGAGGAGGAGGAGAAAGAAGAGGAGAAGGAGGAGCCGGAGGAGGGCGAGGAGGGUGAGGAGGGCGAGGGCGGUGAGCCCAAGGAGCCGCCGCCGCCGCCGCCCGCGCCCAAGGUGGACCCCUACGAGUUCAAGGAGCGCGAUGUCAUCUACCUGGACGUGCCCGACCUGCCGGCGGAGGUGCGCUCCAUGGUGCUGCUGGUCACCAACUACGACGAGGAGAACGGCUUCACGCGCGUGCGCACCGUGCGCUGCCGCCUGGUUGACGUCAGCAACGGCGAGGCGCCGCUGCCCGGCAGCAAGGCGGCAGUGGCCGCGGCGGCGGCGGCGGCGGAGCAGGGCCUGGCGGCGCCGCCCAACCCGGAGCGGGUGCUGGCAGACUACGGCGUGCUGUCCAAGUAUGAGGACGACAAGGCCACCACGCAGGUUGCCCUCAUGAAGCUGUACAAGGAAUACGCCGACAGCGCCUUCAACGUCUUCCGCGGCGCGGGCGUGGACAACGUGGCGGCCUUCAUCGGCCAGGAGCCGGACACCAUCAUCAACCAGCUCAAGGCCUACCUGGAGGCCACAAAGAAGCAGAAGGCGGCAGAGGCCGCCGCCGCCGCGGCCGCAGAGGAGUCGGGCGAGGAGAUCACCGCUGACCCCAAGCCGCACGUGUGGCGCUUCCGCGCGCUGGGCCUCAACUUUGGCGGCGACUCGCUGGAGGCCAUUGAGCACGACUUGAAGAACCUGUUCGCCUUUGAUGGUGACCUGGCCCCGGGCGCGGCGCGCGACAGCGACACCAGCCGCUCCUCCUUCCCCAACGGCGACACCUACUUCGGCUCUUACGCCGACGACGUCAAGCACGGGCCGGGGCUGUACGCCUUCGCCACGGGCGCGGGCUACGCGGGCGAGUACGCGGGCGGCAAGCGGCACGGCCGCGGCGUGAUGGUGUUCCCCGACGGCGGGACCUAUGUGGGCGAGUUCGUGGCCGACAAGUUCGAGGGGCAAGGCCAGUACCGCUACCCCGACGGCUCAGUCUACACCGGAUCCUGGGCGGCGGGGCAGAAGCACGGCCCGGGCGUGUACUGGGACACGGCGCGCGGCUGCCUGCGCGGCGAGUGGAAGAAGGGGCUGCUGGUGGGCAAGGGCACGUACGAGCAGCCAGCGCUGCGGUUUGAGGGCGAGUUUGUGCGCGGCAUGCCGGCCGGCACCGCCACCUACACGCUGACGGGGCACCGCACGCUGGACAUGCCGUGCUUUGCGGCACAGCACAUCCAGGCGGAGGAGGGGCCCACGCUGGCGCUGCCGUGCGCGUACGGCAUCCCGCCGGGCAGUGGCGACGAGCCGCAGCUGGACGAGGAGGGGCAGCCCAUCGAGGACACCGACAAGCCGCCGCUGCCUGCGCACCCCAAGUACGAGGGCCUCACAUUCACGGCCGAGCAGCUGCCGGGCGCCGCGCCAGACACCGUGUUCCCGCCGGAGGAGGGCAAGCCCGUGCCCAUCACGGCCGUGCCCGCAUUCAGCGUGUCCACAGGGCUGGUGGCGUGAGCUGGCCGCUGUAGGCAGCGUGUGGUGUGCGUGUGGUGUGCGUGUGAGCCGUGACAUGGGUGGCGGUGUGCGGAGUGUGCUGGGCUGAUAGUUGUGACUGCGCUUGCUUGGAGUAGGGUGGCUUGCUGGGGCAACGGGCGGGCAAGCACAGGGAGUCAGGGAAGCAAUCAGGCAACAAAGCAACCAAGCCGAAGCCGAUGGAAUACACUUCCAACUCGGGGGUGGCCGAAGGGGCGGCCAACGCUAGCGUUCAGUUCCAUGGUUUGUCGACAAAUGUGGAGGAACGUUCAUUGCUGCACAGGCUGGUGCUUGACCUGUCCACUUGCGUUAAAGAGCCCUGGACAACCAGCUGUGUGUUAUUUGCCACACCAGCGUGGGGCCCAUAUGGCAGAAGGGCUCUGUAACAGUAUGACGGU
Messenger RNA from Chlamydomonas reinhardtii, 2879 nucleotides. RefSeq lists its product as uncharacterized. Lineage: Eukaryota; Viridiplantae; Chlorophyta; Chlorophyceae; Chlamydomonadales; Chlamydomonadaceae. The coding region runs from base 19 to 2463 and encodes 814 amino acids. The transcript is spliced from 11 exons. The record is from RefSeq and is a predicted model, not a curated record.